CUUCCCGCCGCCCUGGCCCCGGCCCGUAGCAGUUGCAGCUAAACUUCCCACCAGGCCUAUGGAGCCACGAGGGAUUGUCAAAGCCUUUCCCAAGAGGAAGAAGGUGAGGGAUGACUCAGGGAAAAGUGCCCCUCCAAAGAUCCCAAAAGAGGAAGGAACAGAGAUACCUGAGGCAGAGUGGCUGAAACCAGUCACUGCCUACGUGUUACAAGCUGGCAUCGGCCAAGCCAGGGCGGAGAUCUUCCACAAGCAGAUCGUCCAGAAUGGGGGUGUUGUACACAGCCAGCUCUCCUUGGAGGUGACACACGUCAUUGUGGCUGAAGACAUGGACUGUGAUCGGGCCUUUCGGCUCCUUAAAUUAACCAAACUACCUUCAGGGUUGCAGCUAGUGAAGGCAUCCUGGCUAAGUGCUUGCAUUAGAAACCAGAAGUUGCUGAGUACUGCUGGGCACACUGUCUUUAUCCCUCGCAGGUACUUGAAGGAGGGAGAACUGCAGAAAGAGCAGCAACAGCAGGUCCUUGGCAGUGAAGAGAUCCAGCCCCCAGCAGAGGAGGGAGCAGUGAAACCAAAUACUGAAGCACAGGUGGGGGAUUCCUCGAAGCAAGGCCUAGGCACCCUUGGACAGCAGCAGCUGACUGAGAAAGACUCUGCUGAUGAAGACAGUGAAGGAGAAGAUGCUAGUGUUACCCAGGGGGAUCUGGAAGCAUUGAUUUCUGGCUGCUACCCUGUGAAAUCAUCAGAGGAGACCAGUGACAACUCUUCCACAGUGGCCCAGCCUGCCAGCAAGUGGGUUUGUGCCCAGUCCUCCAACAGCAAGAAGGAGAAUCACAACCAAUGCAUCACAGAGAAGCUGGAAGUGCUGGCAAAGGCCUACUCUGUCCAGGGGGACAAAUGGAGAGCUCUGGGCUACUCCAAAGCCAUCAACGCGCUCAAGAGCUACCACAAACAAGUCACCUCCUACCAGGAAGCCUGUAAAAUCCCUGGGAUUGGGAAGCGGAUGGCAGAGAAGAUCCUGGAGAUCUUGGAGAGUGGGCACCUGCGCAAGCUGGAUCACAUCAGUGAGAGUGUGCCCGUGUUGGAAUUGUUUUCCCACAUCUGGGGAGCAGGGGUCAAGACAGCUCAGAUGUGGUACCAGCAGGGUUUCCGGACACUGGAUGAUAUCCGCACCAAGGCAACUCUCACCAGCCAGCAAGCUGUGGGGCUGAAGCACUACACUGAUUUCCUGGAGCGCAUGCCUCGGGAGGAAGCUGCAGAAAUAGAACAGACCGUCAGACAAGCUGCCCUGGCCCUGAAGCCUGGGCUCGUAUGUGUGGCAUGUGGUUCCUACCGUCGGGGGAAGCCCACCUGUGGAGAUGUGGAUGUGCUGGUCACUCACCCAGAUGGGCAUUCUCACCGUGGGGUGUUCAGCAAGCUGCUCGACAGCCUCCACAGGAGCGGCUUCCUUACGGAUGACCUGGUGAGUCAGGAGGACAACGGUGAUCAGAAGAAGUACCUGGGGGUGUGUCGCCUCCCUGGGCAAGCCCAGCGUCACCGCCGGCUUGACAUCAUUGUGGUGCCUUACAGUGAGUUUGCCUGCGCCCUGCUCUACUUCACUGGCUCAGCUCACUUCAACCGCUCCAUGCGGGCCCUGGCCAAGACCAAGGGCAUGAGCCUGUCGGAGCAUGCCCUCAGCUCGGCUGUGGUGCGAGGCCCUGGAGGCGUCAGGUUGGCUUCUGGUCGUACUCUGCCCACUCCCACUGAGAGAGAUGUCUUCAUUCAGCUGGGGCUGCCUUACCGGGAGCCCUCCGAACGGGACUGGUGAUACCCAGUUUUCACCCAGCACCCUGGGCCCACUGCCGUGCUGCUGUUUUGAAGGGUGCUGCUUUCCCCCGUGCUGCUCUGUUGACUGCAAACUGGGGAACAUAUCCCAGCAAACUGGGGCUCCUUGCAAGCACGGGGCCCUGCUGCUGGCAGAGCUGUGUGGCUUCGCCCAGCGGAGACCAUGGGCUGGAACCACACUAGAAGCAUUGCCUGAUGCCUCAGGCAGCCCCUGGCUACCAAAAGGGCUCGCUGCCCAUCAGCUACCCUGGCCCUACUCUCCGCAGGGAAGCUUCAGAAGGCUGGGCUGCAGAGCCCUGUGAUCCAGCCCCUCCCAGUGCUUGGGAACAGGGGAAGUGGGAUGCAUCUUCCUCCAUGUCUGAGCACAGACAGUCCAAAAUCUCUGUCCUGAGCUAUGCAUGAAGGCAGCAGGGGUCUGGCUUGGCCCUGGAACAGGCCUUCCCCCUUCUCACUACUACUGGCAGCUGCUGCUGUGGGAAUCACAAAGGGUCCCCCUAUGCUGCUGCUGUGUCCUUCCUCCAUCUGAGCUGACUUGUGUCCUCUGAUGGGUCUCACUGCAUGGGCACGGGCUGCUGUGACUGCCACCAGCUUCCCUUGGUGCCAACUAAGCCUUGAAGGAUGCGUACGGACCUGAUGAGCUGUGCCUGCUUGCUCUCAGCCUCUCAUGUGCCAAGGAUCCUCUGAUCACAGAGAGCUGUGAUCCCCCUGGUCUGGCCCCGACGGCUCCUUUCCUCUCGGUGCAGGAGAGGAGUGGAACUCACAGCUCAGGGAGCUGUGCUCAGGAAGGAUUUGAAUGUAAUGGCACUGAAUGUAACCCAGCAGGGCUGUGUGUUCGUGCAUAGAAGGCAUGGAGGCAGAGAGAAAUGUGAAGAGAUAGUUGAGUUCUAAUUUGGGCGAAGCAAAGUUUUCCCAUUUUGUGUGUGUGUAAGCCAUGGAGUCAUCUGGUCUUUGAUCAGAGAAAGUGUGUUUGUGUGAGUUUGUGUAUGCAUGUACAUGUGGCUGGCCCUGUCAGUUCCAUGGGAGUGAAUUUUAUUUCUUGGGAAACGUCAACUAUUUAAUAUUCUGGAGAUGAAGUUCCCAGAGACUUUCAGUGCUCUGUCUGUUACGGGUGUUGCGGUGGUUCCUCCUGGCAGAGGUGCUGCUCUGCAGCAUCAGCUGCCAGGAAUGCCAUGGUGGGCGUUUCUGUGCCAGGACCCCAGGGCUCCCUCUGGGCAGUCCCUGGGCCUCACCUGGCCUCCUGCUCCCUUGUCUUGUGGGGCACCCAGCCACCCCCACUCUGCACUCUGCUGUGUCUUCAUCACAUGCAGUGACAAGCUGCGUGUUUGUUGCCAGGGCAGGCACAAGGGCAUUAAACCUGGUGGGUUUGCACAGUUUCUUGCUGCAGUGUCAGCCAUGGCUGCUGGGCACCAGUAGUGGGGCUGGGGUGUUUGCUGGGGAGGCCUUGACCCUGGCAGUGUCAUUUGUCAGCCCAGCCU
This is a messenger RNA of Haliaeetus leucocephalus (bald eagle), 3293 nucleotides long. It is a transcript of the gene POLL, whose product is annotated as polymerase (DNA directed), lambda. The transcript is spliced from 9 exons. Gene Ontology annotation, molecular function: DNA-directed DNA polymerase activity; DNA binding. Gene Ontology annotation, biological process: double-strand break repair via nonhomologous end joining. Gene Ontology annotation, cellular component: nucleus. NCBI's taxonomy places the organism in Eukaryota, Metazoa, Chordata, Aves, Accipitriformes, Accipitridae. The record is from RefSeq and is a predicted model, not a curated record. Bases 59 to 1801 code for a protein of 580 amino acids.